This is a messenger RNA of Aspergillus melleus, 2245 nucleotides long. It is a transcript of the gene TWF1, whose product is annotated as Twinfilin-1. The coding region runs from base 116 to 1120 and encodes 334 amino acids. Gene Ontology annotation, molecular function: actin filament binding; actin monomer binding. Gene Ontology annotation, biological process: barbed-end actin filament capping; actin filament depolymerization. The transcript is spliced from 2 exons. The record is from RefSeq and is a predicted model, not a curated record. Gene Ontology annotation, cellular component: cytoplasm; actin filament. NCBI's taxonomy places the organism in Eukaryota, Fungi, Ascomycota, Eurotiomycetes, Eurotiales, Aspergillaceae.
UAAAACAACACACCGCUUCCCGUCGUCCCCUCCGCAGUUCCCAACCAAGUCAACAACCACUUGAACAGGUCACUCUCUUCAAGGCACCCGGCUUCCCGCAGGUGCAUACUCCAAGAUGCAGUCAGGAAUCUCCGUCUCUCCGGAGCUCCAUAAUGCCUUCAACCGCUUCACCUCCGACUCAUCCCUCUUCUGUCUCCCCGUGACAAUCACCAACGAGAGCCUCGCCCCUCUCUCCCCUAUCCCGUUCUCCGCCCCGAACGCCUUCUACCCAUCCCUCAGUCAAUUGAACUCGGUCCUGGAACCCAAAACCCCCAUCUACCUCCUCCUCCGCCGUCCCGAAGCCGGCUCCUCCUCCCUCAUCGCCCUCACCUACAUCCCGUCCAACGCGGGCGUGCGAGCCAAGACCCUCUUCGCCUCGACGCGGGCGACUCUCGCCCGAGAGCUCGGCACGGAGAAGUUCGCGUCGACGAUCUUCGCCACGGAGGAAGAGGAGGUCGUGGGCGAGGGUGCGUGGAAGGAGCGAGAUGCGGAGAAGAACGGAUCGGGCGCUGGGGGCUUUCAGCGCGAGGAUCUGAUGGGGGAGAAGGAGCGGGAGUUGGAGGCGGUGCGGAGAGCGGAAGAGGAGGCCCGGAAUGGCACGCCGAGUAGGGAUAUUGGUAUCGGGGGUUCGUUUGCCAGGGGUAGUGGUGGGAACAGUCCGUUUGGGGGUGGGAAUCGCGCGUUGCAGAUGCCCGUGGAUGAGGAUGCUAAGGAAGCGUUGAGGUCGCUGCAGCAGGGUGGACUGGUGCAAUUGGUGGGUUUCCUGGGAGAGAAAGACGGUGGCAGACGGGUUCAAGAUUAUUUGAUUAAGAUGGCUAACUUCUAUGGAAUUCCCCCGCAUAGGUCAUUGAUAUCCCCAAGGAGACUUUCCGACUGGGUGGCGCGGGGUCUGGCAUUGACCCCAACGCCGUCCAGGAACAGAUCUCGACCUCGUCACCUCGCUAUACUUUCUACCACUAUCCCGACUCUGAAGCAGUGGUCUUCAUCUAUACCUGUCCGUCCGGAUCGUCGAUCAAGGAGCGCAUGUUGUACGCCAGUUCUCGAUUGUACGCCCUUCAACUCGCCGAGGACCAGGGUCUGAAGAUUUCCAAGAAGGUACGGAAUUCCAUGAUCGGGGCAGAGAUUUGAUUGCAGAGUUUCGCAUAUUAACGAGGAAUCAUUGUAGAUCGAAGCGUCUUCGGCGGAUGAAGUUUCGGGAGAACGGUUGCACGAGGAGGUCAACCCCUCGCAGAAUAACGGGCCUCAGCGAGGAUUCGCGAGACCGAAACGACCCGGCCGGUAAAUCCGUGUCCCAGCGACAGCACAACUCUUUUCUUCUGCAUGAUACAUAGCUCUUCUUUGUGUAGUUUCGCUUCCCCAUUCCAAGACUUCGAUCAGACAUCAGACAUAGACAUCCGACCAGGAUCGUAGAAAGCAAUGCAAGCCAGUCGUCUUAGGCUCCCGAAACCCCAAUCCCCCAAAAAAAACGACCAGCUCGCAUCCGCAUCGCAGAACCAAAACCAAUCAACCCCACCAACAAGGCCAAAAGCCAAGGGUAGGGUCAAGGUCAAUGAUUCCGAAAACUCUUUUUCUGAUAAAACAAAUCCGUCCUCGAACUACCCAAAUUGAUAAUCUUCGGACACCCAUCCCGAUCCUUCUCGAGGCGCGUACACUCGAAGCAAUAGAACGCAUCACUGAUGCCCUCGCCGCCGCACACGAUGCAUUUGUUCUGGUAGUUGCCGAACGAGCACUCGUCGCAGAUGCGGACUAGGGUCGUGGGCCGCACGUAUGAGUCGCAGACGGGACAUUUGCCGUCACAUUUGUCACACAGGCGGCCGAUUGAGAUGCCGGGUUGCUUGCGGCACAUGACGAGGUCGGGGUGAUGGCGGGACAUCUUGCUUUAAUAGAUAUAGGGGGCUGGGAGGAGGAACUGUUGGAUUUGGAGAGGUGGUGGCGCGCGACGAACAGGGAGGGAGAGCUCGAGUCUUGAUCUCGUCGAGGGGAACUGCGCGGUGUCUUCUCUAAUAGUGGAAAUCAAGCAGACAGGAAGGCAAAAAGCAAGAAUAGAGUAAGUAGGAUUGGUAAGCGCUGGCGUUGUCUGCGUCGUAGGUGUAGCGAUUGGAUUAGCAAAGUGGAAGAGAUGGAAGGACGCCGCCGAAGAGAAGAAGAUUCCACGGCUCUUGGCGCCAGAUCGGGAAAUGGUCCGUGCGGGGACUCGUCGAAGUGC